AUGUAUGUCGGAUGGAGAACACAGCCCGUGACAGUCUCUCCCUCUCUGUGUCUCUUCGGUGUGUGUUUGGCGGUGGCGGGCAUCCAGACCUUCGGAAGCAGCUCGGCUGUGGAAGCGAUGAGGAAGAGCCUCUCUCCUUCCCCCAGCAACUCCCUGACACCAGCCAGGGUUUUUGGGGUUCCCCUAGAUGAGGUGCAGCAGAGAGGCCAGCCAGGCCAGGAGGUCCCCCUACUGGUCAGGCACAUCGUAGAGUACAUCGAGGAGCACGGUGAGUGGGACAUUCACAAACUGUAUUUCUAGCUACUCAGGCAUCAAACGGGAGCCAGUACUUCGUCAAAUACCUUAUGUCCUGUUUGUGUCUAUCGCCCGAGUGCUACACAGGAGAGCUGCACAGAUGGGACCUCCAAAAUACAUGCUCUCUCUCUGGCAAAUGAAUCACCUCAUUGAGCAUCACAUUUACCUUAGGGUAUAUUUUUAUGUGCACAGUAAAUCCCAUUAUUCUGCCACUGUCUUGUUUUAUAUCGUCGUGGAUUGUUUUGACAACUCCCUCCGGUACUUUAGAUGAACAUGUACCUGUCAUCAUUUCAGCCUCUGUAUCAAUCCCCACUGGCGACGCUUCUACUUGAUUGACAUUAAAACACAGAUGAUAGAUGGUGUACGUUAUUAUUUAGGAAGAAUCUUCUCAUGUUCCAUAUAGCCUAGCCGAACUAGUGGCUGUGGUUUAAGAAGAGCAGAAAAGAAACAGUUACAGUCAUGACUGUCCUCCUAGCAACACGAUAAACCAAAAAUGUAGUUUGGAGAGAUCCUCUCUGUGAUAAGCUGAACUCUACAUGCACUGCGAUCAAAGAUGUGCUUCCUCCGUUGCAUAGCUUUUUUUGCCAACCUCAACUCCUUUAAACUAUGAAAGUAUGGGCGUAGGGCAAAAAAUGAGCUAGUCAAUCCAAUGUAGGCAUAAUGCUGCAACUCUACAGGCGUAAACAUCCAUUCAGUUCCUAUUACCAUGACAGGGAUUUUCACUUCCUCCUAUGCAUUUCAUCUUGGUUUAUCUCCAGGUAGCUCACCAGUCAACUCAAUUCCAUUUGCCAUCAGGCAGACCUGGUGGUUAUGUAAUACACGACACCCCUCCCACACACACACCUUUCAUUCCCCUGCCUGUUGCCAUAUUAAUGAUAAUUGUGCAGUCCAGAAGUUAAUUUGAAUCUGUCUGGACUGCACAAUGGGAUGCCAUCACUGUGACUUAAUAAGACCUCUGUGCGCAGCAGGAGGCCAGGCCAGCGAGAUGCUGCUGGAGCCCCUUUGGGGUUAGUUAGGCUGGGUAUGGAGGGGAGGUGGGCAGGGGGCCUGCUGCUGGAGCCCCAGUGGGGUUAGUUAGGCUGGGUAUGGAGGGGAGCUGGGCAGGGGGCCUGCUGCUGGAGCCCCAGUGGGGUUAGUUAGGCUGGGUAUGGAGGGGAGCUGGGCAGGGGGCCUGCUGCUGGAGCCCCAGUGGGGUUAGUUAGGCUGGGUAUGGAGGGGAGGUGGGCAGGGGGCCUGCUGCUGGAGCCCCAGUGGGGUUAGUUAGGCUGGGUAUGGAGGGGAGGUGGGCAGGGGGCCUGGUCUGGGCCAGGGCACAUACUAGAGCGCUCUCCCUUACAGUUACCGCCCACUGUUUUCCUUAACCAGGCACAAACCAGAGUUGUGGAAUGACAUGACAGUGUAAUGAUUGUGUUCUCUGCUUCCUGGUUGGGGACUUCCUUGUGUACAGUACACACCCCCUGCUUCAAUAGUGGGAAUUGAUUCAACAGACAGGCAGGAUGUCAUCUUGCUGCUGUAUCUGGAAAGAGAGGAAGCCACUAGCACAACCAACCAACAAUCACUGAAAAGGAUUGUGGGUAAAAUAAAAAUCCUUCCUCCCCAAAAUUAAUACGCUCUGUGAUUGAGCUGUUAGUACAUCUGUAGUACCACUACAAAUAUAGGAAAUGGUGCAAUUUCACCCAUUUGAGAAAUGACAAGUUGAGAAGUUUAUUUGUGUAAUUAAAUCACUGUGGGAUCUGUUUGAGAAAGUCAAGCGGCCAUUCUACUCAUUCAAAGUGAAUGAAUGCUGUAUUCACAGUCCUCAUUGAUAUGGUCCGUAGAGAGGAUUAAUUCAUCAAGAACUGUUAAGCGGACUGAGCCAGUGAUUGACUGCUAUCCUCUGUGCCUCCGUGUUGCUCUCAGGGCGUCUGGAUCUGGAGGGGCUGUUCCUGGUCAACGGUAACGCGGAGCGGGUGGAGUGGCUACGGCAGCGCUAUGACUCUGGGGAGGAGGUGGACCUGGAGAAAGAGGCUGACCUAGCCUCGGCCGUCAGCCUGCUCCGUCUUUUCCUGCAGGAGCUCCCAGAGCCCAUCAUCCCUGCAAGCAUGCAGGCCCACAUCCUGCAGCUCUACCAAGGUACGUUAAUCUUAGUCAUCCUCCAUCUUCAUCAUUCACCUCUCCACUGUCCCCUACCUCUUCAUCGUCCUGUUUAUGUUCUGUCGAUCUGACCUGUACUCCCUAUACAGGUGCUGCACAUUAUUCCUUCUCUCUUCAUCCUCCCCUUCUCUGCCUUUCCACCUGCCCUCUCACCUUAAUUUCUUCCCUUGGCAGCAUCACCUAUAAACCCCUGUUGUGUGUUGUCCAGACUACAGCAGUGAGGAGGAGGUCGCCCGCAACAUGAAGUACUUCCUCCAGCAGCUGCCUCAGGUCAACUACAGCCUGCUACGCUUCCUGUGCCGCUUCCUGUCCAGCGUGGCCUCACUCCAGGAGGAGAGCUGGAGCGUUGGAGCCCUUGCCGCCGUCUUCGGACCCGACAUCUUCCAGUACGACCAACAAUAGUGACAGCACAUCAACUGUCCAUCCUAAAUACCGAUCUCCUGAUCUAUCUCCAUACCUAAGGCCUAUAGUACUUGUUAAUACCUGCAUAUUGAUGGCUCAUUCACUUUGCUGCCACUCACAGGGUUUUUUGCUCAAGUGGUGAUAGAGCACAAAUUAUAUUGAAUUAGAAACUGGGUGGUUUGAGCCCUGAAUGCUGAUUGGCUGAAAGCUGUGGUAUAUGAGACCGUAUACCACGGGUAUGACAAAACAUUUAUUUUUACUGCUCUAAUUAAGUUUAUAACCAGUUUAUAAUAGCAAUAAGGCACCUCGGGGUUUGUGGUAUAUGUCCAAUAUACCAUGGCUAAGGGCUGUAUCCAGGCACUCCGCAUUGCGUCGAGCGUAAGAACAGCCCUUAGACCGUGGUAUAUUGGCCAUAUACCACACCCCCUUGGGCCUUAUUGCUUAAUUAUAUAACGUUAAUGUAUAUUCUCAAAUAAAUAGCACACCCAGAUAAUCUUCUAGACUGGAGGUCAUCUGUAGCCAAUGCUCUGAAAACAGCCGUGUUCUGUUGACUUCAGGGAGAGAACAGCUGUUCUGUCAAUGCCAGAAUCUAAUUAUAAUACCACUAGCAACAUACAUAUGUUUGAAAUGUAUAUUUAAUUGUUGUGUACUUACUAACGUGAUGUUAUUUCUUAGUCAUCUGAUGUGAUGACUAUCUGAAGUCAAACUUAAUGAUGCAAUAAGUUACUACAGUGGGGAAAAAAAGUAUUUAGUCAGCCACCAAUUGUGCAAGUUCUCCCACUUAAAAAGAUGAGAGAGGCCUGUAAUUUUCAUCAUAGGUACACGUCAACUAUGACAGACAAAUUGAGAAAAUAAAAUCCAGAAAAUCACAUUGUAGGAUUUUUUAUGAAUUUAUUUGCAAAUUAUGGUGGAAAAUAAGUAUUUGGUCACCUACAAACAAGCAAGAUUUUUGGCUCUCACAGACCUGUAACUUCUUCUUUAAGAGGCUCCUCUGUCCUCCACUCGUUACCUGUAUUAAUGGCACCUGUUUGAACUUGUUAUCAGUAUAAAAGACACCUGUCCACAACCUCAAACAGUCACACUCCAAACUCCACUAUGGCCAAGACCAAAGAGCUGUCAAAGGACACCAGAAACAAAAUUGUAGACCUGCACCAGGCUGGGAAGACUGAAUCUGCAAUAGGUAAGCAGCUUGGUUUGAAGAAAUCAACUGUGGGAGCAAUUAUUAAGAAAUGGAAGACAUACAAGACCACUGAUAAUCUCCCUCGAUCUGGGGCUCCACGCAAGAUCUCACCCCGUGGGGUCAAAAUGAUCACAAGAACGGUGAGCAAAAAUCCCAGAACCACACGGGGGGACCUAGUGAAUGACCUGCAGAGAGCUGGGACCAAAGUAACAAAGCCUACCAUCAGUAACACACUACGCCGCCAGGGACUCAAAUCCUGCAGUGCAAGACGUGUCCCCCUGCUUAAGCCAGUACAUGUCCAGGCCCGUCUGAAGUUUGCUAGAGUGCAUUUGGAUGAUCCAGAAGAGGAUUGGGAGAAUGUCAUAUGGUCAGAUGAAACCAAAAUAUAACUUUUUGGUAAAAACUCAACUCGUCGUGUUUGGAGGACAAAGAAUGCUGAGUUGCAUCCAAAGAACACCAUACCUACUGUGAAGCAUGGGGGUGGAAACAUCAUGCUUUGGGGCUGUUUUUCUGCAAAGGGACCAGGACGACUGAUCCGUGUAAAGGAAAGAAUGAAUGGAGCCAUGUAUCGUGAGAUUUUGAGUGAAAACCUCCUUCCAUCAGCAAGGGCAUUGAAGAUGAAACGUGGCUGGGUCUUUCAGCAUGACAAUGAUCCCAAACACACCGCCCGGGCAACGAAGGAGUGGCUUCGUAAGAAGCAUUUCAAGGUCCUGGAGUGGCCUAGCCAGUCUCCAGAUCUCAACCCCAUAGAAAAUCUUUGGAGGGAGUUGAAAGUCCGUGUUGCCCAGCAACAGCCCCAAAACAUCACUGCUCUAGCGGAGAUCUGCAUGGAGGAAUGGGCCAAAAUACCAGCAACAGUGUGUGAAAACCUUGUGAAGACUUACAGAAAACGUUUGACCUGUGUCAUUGCCAACAAAGGGUAUAUAACAAAGUAUUGAGAAACUUUUGUAAUUGACCAAAUAUUUAUUUUCCACCAUAAUUUGCAAAUAAAUUCAUAAAAAAUCCUACAAUGUGAUUUUUGGAUUUUUUUCCCUCAUUUUGUCUGUCAUAGUUGACGUGUACCUAUGAUGAAAAUUACAGGCCUCUCUCAUCUUUUUAAGUGGGAGAACUUGCACAAUUGGUGGCUGACUAAAUACUUUUUUUCCCCCACUGUAUAUUAUUGUAAGGUGUGAUGGUUGGGAUAACAGCUGAUCUGAGGUCAUUUCCUCUCUGUUUCUGUACUGUAGUUUAGACAUGGACGUGGAAGGCCUUUCAGGUAUGAAGGUUGAUAACAGCUGAUCUGAGGUCAUUUCUUGUCUGUAUACUGUAGUUUAGACACCGAUGUGUGUUUAUGAUAACUGCUGAUCUGAGGUCAUAUUUUCUGUAACUCUAGUUUAGACACGGACGUGGAGGACCUGAAGGAGCAGGAGUCAGUGAGCCGCAUCCUGGCGGAGCUGCUGGAGAAUCUGGAGGAGUUCUUUGACUCGGAGGACGAUGACGUUUCCACUACCAACGACUACAGCUCCAUCAACCAACAGGUAAGGCCCUUCUCUCCGUUAUCCCCUAGAGAUGUCUUCUAUUCUGGGCCUAAUAUACAACCUCACUCACCCUACUGCAUUUGUUAAAGGCUUGGAGGUAGGGAGCCCGUAUGUCGAGGCAUAAUGGUAUUUUGGUUGUUAUUACCUCAAAUGUAAUAAUUAACUGCCCUGCAUGUGUUGAGCUGAAAAUAUGUUGUGUUGUAUUUCAGUAAUGAGGAAGUAGAGGGUUUUAACGUUAUUCCAACCACUCUGAGUCUGGCACUGCCAUGGAAAAGGAGAGAUUAUGAAACAGAUUCUGGAAUUACUGCAGUGUUGCUUAUCAAGGCAGUCUAAAUGUUGAGGAUAGUAUUUUGGCCCCAAGCCAAAGACAACUGUUGAGAGAAUAGAGAAGGUAAAGAGGUGUUGAGGAGUUGCCUUUGUCUGUCUGCAUGCCUUUAUAAUAGGCUUCACCUCCCUGUGCAGACACCCAGAGGUGUGGCAGAAUCACCUCCCUGUGCAGACACCCAGAGGUGUGGCAGAAUCACCUCCCUGUGCAGACACCCAGAAGUGUGGCAGAAUCACCUCCCUGUGCAGACACCCAGAGGUGUGGCAGAAUCACCUCCCUGUGCAGACACCCAGAGGUGUGGCAGAAUCACCUCCCUGUGCAGACACCCAGAAGUGUGGCAGUAUCACCUCCAUGUGCAGACACCCAGAGGUGUGGCAGUAUCAACUGUUUUCAGUCACAGCCCUGAGCUUGAGAAAUGGCUUCUGAGUUGCCUGCCUGUCUGUCUUUGUGUAAUAGGGAUGGUUGCUCGAAGUGGCCAGCAUUUAGUGGCAAAAUGGGUGUUCAGGAGUUCCUCUCAGCCAUGUCUCCCUAGAAUCCACAGAACACACACACACAGCAGUCUUCAGAUCAGCGUUGGGUAGAUGUGCCGCUGAACUCUCAAAUCUGGACCUAAUCCUCGGCGACAGCAGCAUAUUUGCAUUCCAGAGGCAGGCACUCUCUUACACAGGAAGCGGACAAUGAUAAGCCACAAAGUCCAUCCAUGUGACUCCUUUCUCCCCCUGUAUUGUGACUCUAGCCCAGGGAUAGGCUGUUUAGAAAUGGCCCUCUGUUCUCUAUGAAGGAAAAUGUGUAACCGCUGUGCUUACAUAACCAUGGUGAUGUAACGGUGGAACUGACACCUGCGGCCGUCUCCGGGGCCGUCUCAGUUUCCUAAUGGACCUUAAGGAGUAUUAAGACAGCUUGUUAGCCUGGCCUGGAUAGAAUCUAACAGGCUAACUCACACAGCACAGGCAACCAGUAGUGCUUAUUCCAUCCUGUCUGGCCAGAGACCAUGUGUCGGAGUGGGAAGUGCUGCCUUUAGUUUCACUGCAUUUCAGCCUUGGGGUUGGGUUGGGCUAGUCAUAGCCCGGGUUGGGUUGGGUUGGGCUAGUCAUAGCCCGGGUUGGGUUGGGUUGGGCUAGUCAUAGCCCGGGUUGGGUUGGGUUGGGUUGGGCUAGUCAUAGCCCGGGUUGGGUUGGGUUGGGCUAGUCAUAGCCCGGGUUGGGUUGGGUUGGGCUAGUCAUAGCCCGGGUUGGGUUGGGUUGGGCUAGUCAUAGCUGGGCUGGGUUGUUAUUAGGGAAGGUCAUCCUGCUGCACAGUCCCAUCUAAAUAAGGCUGUAUGCUGCCACAGCUCUGCAGGAUAAAUAAGGCUGUAUGCUGCCACAGCUCUGCAGGAUGAAUAAGGCUGUAUGCUGCCACAGCUCUGCAGGAUGAAUAAGGCUGUAUGCUGCCACAGCUCUGCAGGAUGAAUAAGGCUAUAUGUUGCCACAGCUCUGCAGGAUGAAUAAGGCUGUAUGCUGCCACAGCUCUGCAGGAUGAAUAAGGCUGUAUGCUGCUACAGCUCUGCAGGAUGAAUAAGGCUGUAUGCUGCUACAGUUCUGCAGGAUUGAGGAGGUUCAAAUCAAACUUUAUUUAUAGAGCGCAUUUCUAACAGGAAAAGCAUUUCAAAGUGCUUAUGUAACAGUGUUGCUUCCGUCCCUCUCCUCACCCCUACCUGGGCUUGAACCAGGGACCUUCUGCACACAUCGACAACAGUCACCCUCAAAGCACCGUUACCCGUCGCUCCACAAAAGCCGCGGCCCUUGCAGAGCAAGGGAAACAACUACUUCAAGGUCUGAGCAAGUGACGUCACCGAUUGAAAUGCUACUAGCGCGCACCGCUAACUAACUAGCCAUUUCACACCGGUUACACUUUACAUAAUAGAACAAUACAAGGUGAGAAAAACAAACAAAUGUUUUCUAGAAGAGACAUUAAAAUAAGUGGAUAUGAGACUAAUGCAUAAAAUAAAUAAUAUACUUGAAUAGCUAGUAUGAGUAAAAGCUGGGCUCAGUGUUAUGCUUCUGUGGAGUGGGAGAGGAACUGAUGUAGGCAGCUAAUUGGAGAAGGAAGCAUCAACCCAGUUGGAGGCAUUAUUUACAGGAAAGACAUGGCACCUGUGGGGACGGCUCGCGUAUUGUAUACAUGCAGCCAGAAAGUCAUAGCCUGCAGCUGCUUUAUUCCCAACUCUAGUAAGCUAUUUGGAACAGCACAACCAUUCAUGCAAGAAUAAAACCAAAGGCCUGGGAAUUUGAGGGAAUUUUCUGCUGUCAUUUAUUUGAUUUUCCAUUUUAUUUCCGUUGCUAAGGCUUCACCUCCAGUCAUACCCUUGCCUAGUCUGACACCAUGCCUAGUCUGACACCUUGCCUUGUCUGACACCUUUGCCUUUUCUGACACCUUUUUACAUGGCACCCUUUUUUAAGUGCUAAAUGGCGAAGGAGAGGCAUGUUUUAGUUAAGACUUCUGAUGCUAAUCUCAUGCUCGGGGCCUGUAUCCACAAAGCAUCUCAGAGUAGGAUUGCUGAUCUAGGAUCAAUUUUGCUUUUAGAUUAUAAUGAAUAAGAUUAUAUGGACAGAUCCUAGAUCAGCACUACUCUGAGAUGCUUUGUGGAUAGGGCCCUCCACCUCAACACUUCUCCUCCUCAACACUUCCAUAUGGGCUCUCUCCAGGGCAUAACAUUUUCUUUUGGGUCCAUCAGCCACUGUGGCAGGUAGAUUUAAUAAUCUACCAGCCACUCCGAUUUUUUAACCAGCCAAAAUAUUGAUUUUCCGCUAAAAUUACACCAACAAAACACAACAAAAAACGGAUGAGCAUGCUUUGUAAUGUUUCUAAAACAAUGUGUUAUUUUGUUUAAUUUAAUGAUUUAUGACCUUUUGUGUCAUGCACAAAGUAGAUGUCCUAACCGCCUUGCCAAAACAAUUGACAAGAGGGCCAAUUGUGCGCCGCCCUAUGGGACUCCUGGUCACGGCCGGACCCCAGGCUGUAGUGACGCCGCAACACUGCGAUGCAGUGCCUUAGACUGCUGCGCCACCAUUCUAAACAGUGCACCAGGGAAAACACCAUUCUAAACAGCGGUUCCAUAUGCGACAGAGAUGAAAAUCUCUGUUAGAAACUUAGAAAGAGGGGGAAUCUAAAGAUGCAACAACUAGGAUGGGUUGCUAAUAUGACUGACUGUGCCUUUGGCUUCUGGACAACAGAAAAGGUUGAUAUGAAAACCAAUAGAACAAGAGAGAAAUGGCAUAGCGGUGGGGCCAAUAGGGAAGUAAAUGGAAAUACAUUUGCUGAAGUUAUAUAAUUACUCCUGUCUAUGCAGAAAUAAAGCCAUUCCAAAUACUUCACCACAAAGCAUGACUUAGCCACAGAGGAAUUGAGGAUCAUUAGCUUAUUUAAAAAAAUUGCUGUGGAUUGUUUCAAAUCAAAAGCUCAUAGGCCUAUGCCUAUUUGGGAAGCCCGCAAUUUGGGCAGCGUGUGGCAAUAGGCCUAGCUGAUUUAUUGAGUUGCGGCUGUCUGUGAAAAGCAUCUAAAAUAUGUCUGAAGACAGUGUGUCUUGAGUAUAAUUUAAAAUGUUGAGACAAGAAGAAGGGAAGGGGGAUGAAGAUCUCUCCAGAAUAGCUCAGCUGUCUCCCACCAAUUUUUGCGCGUUCAUUGUGUGAAUUGUUUGCAUUUUUUUAUUUAAAGAAAUAUAUAUAAAUUCCCCAUUACAUGUCACCAAUAGUAAAUGUACUGUUAAUCCCCGUCAUUUGGUUACAUUAAUUUCGGUUAAUGCAUGUACAAUGAGGGGAAAAAGUAUUUGAUCCCCUGCUGAUUUUGUAUGUUUGCCCACUGACAAAGACAUGAUCAGUCUAUAAUUUUCCUCUGAAUCAUUCAGAUGUUCAUUGGCAAACUUCAGAUGGGCCUGGAUAUAUGUGCUUUCUUGAGCAGGGGGACCUUGCGGGCGCUGCAGGAUUUCAGUCCUUCACGGCGUAGUGUGUUACCAAUUGUUUUCUUGGUGACUAUGGUCCCAGCUGCCUUGAGAUCAUUGACAAGAUCCUCCCGUGUAGUUCUGGGCUGAUUCCUCACCGUUCUCAUGAUCAUUGCAACUCCACGAGGUGAGAUCUUGCAAGGAGCCCCAGGCCGAGGGAGAUUGACAGUUAUUUUGUGUUUCUUCCAUUUGCGAAUAAUCGCACCAACUGUUGUCACCUUCUCACCAAGCUGCUUGGCGAUGGUCUUGUAGCCCAUUCCAGCCUUGUGUAGGUCUACAAUCUUGACCCUGACAUCCUUGAAGAGCUCUUUGGUCUUGGCCAUGGUGGAGAGUUUGGAAUCUGAUUGAUUGAUUGCUUCUGUGGACAGGUGUCUUUUAUACAGGUAACAAGCUGAGAUUAGGAGCACUCCCUUUAAGUGUGCUCCUAAUCUCAGCUCGUUACCUGUAUAAAAGACACCUGGGAGCCAGAAAUCUUUCGGCGCACAAUUGGCCCUCUUGUCAAUUGUUUUGGCAAGGCGGUUAGGACAUCUACUUUGUGCAUGACACAAAAGGUCAUAAAUCAUUAAAUUAAACAAAAUAACACAUUGUUUUAGAAACAUUACAAAGCAUGCUCAUCUGUUUUUUGUUGUGUUUUGUUGGUGUAAUAAUAGCGUUUAACAUGAUUUUUAAAUGACUACCCCAUCUCUGUACCCCACACAUACAAUUAUCUGUAAGAUCCCUUAGUCGAGCAGUGAAUUUCAAACAUAGAUUCAAACACAAAAACCAGGGAGGUUUUCCAAUGCCUCGCAAAGAAGAGCACCUAUUGGUAGAUGGGUAAAAAUAAAACAGCAGAUAUUGAAUAUCCCUUUGAGCAUGGUGAAGUUAUUAAUUACACUUUGGAUGGUGUAUCAAUACACCCAGUCAUUACAAAGAUACAGGUGCCCUUCCUAACUCGGUUGCCGAAGAGGAAGGAAACCACUCAGAGAUUUCACCAUGAGGCCAAUGGUGACUUUAAAACAGUUAGUUUAAUGGCUGUGAUAGCAGAAAACUGAGGAUGGAUCAACAACAUUGUAGUUACUCCACAAUACUAACCUAAAUGUACAGAAUAUAUUUUUUUAAACAUGUAUCCUGUUUGCAAUAAUGGACUAAAGUAAUAAUGCAAAAAAUGCGGCAAAGAAAUUAAUAUUUGUGUCACUCUUCAUAUUUUCAAGCAUGGUGGCAACGACUAGGGAGUUUUUUUUUUUAGGAUAAAAAGAAACAGAAUAGAGCUACUAAGCACAGGCAAAAUCCUAGAGGAAAACCUGGUUGUCUGCUUUCCACCAGACACUGGGAGAUAUUCACUUUUCAGCAGCACAAUUACCUAAAACGCAAGGCCAAAUCUAAACUGGAGUUGCUUACCAAGACAACAUUGAAUGGUCCUGAGUGGCUUAGUUACAGUUUUGACUUAAAUCGGCUUGAAAAUCUAUGGCUAGACUUGAAAAUGGCUGUUUAGCAAUGAUCAACAACAAACUUGACCGAACUUGAAUAAUUUAUUUAAGAAUAAUGGGGAAAUAUUGUACAAUCCAGGUGUGCAAAGCUCUUAGACUUACCCAGAAAGACUCACAGCUGUAAUCGCUGGCAAAGGUGAUUCUAACAUGGAUUGAUCAGGUGGUUGAAUACUUAUCUAAUCAAGAUACACAGAGUGUACAAAACAUUAGGAACAUCUUUCCAUGACAGACUGACCAGGUGAAAGCUAUGAUGCCUUAUUGAUGUCAAUUGUUAAAUUCACUUUAAUCAGUGUAGAUGAAGGGGAGGAGACAGGUUAAAGAAUGAUUUUUAAGCCUUAAAACAAUUGAGACAUGGAUUGUGUGUGUGUGUUCCAUUCAGAGGGUGAAUGGGCAAGACAAGAUAUGUAAGUGCCUUUUGAACAGGGUUUGGUAGUAGGUGUCAGGCGUACCAGUUUAAGUGUGUCAAGAACUGCAACGCUGCUGGAUUUUUCACGCUCAACAGUUUCCCGCGUGUAUCAAGAAUGGUCCACCACCCAAAGGAUAUCCAGCCAACUUGACAUCGGAGUCAACAUGGGCCAGCAUUAGAGUAUUUUGUGUAGAUUGUUGACAAAAAAAUGAAUGAAAUCCAUUUUAAUCCCACUUUGUAACACAACAAAAUGUGGAAAAAGUCAAGGGCUGUGAAUACUUUCUGAAGGUACUGUAAAGGGGGCGUGUCUGUAGCACGGUACUUCUCAUUUCCCAGUCCAGGGUAAUGUGAUAUGGCUGUCAUUGUUAAGUAGCUCUAUGUAGCCCUGGAGGUCCAUCCAUCGGUAGUAAGCGCAAAACAGGGUGCAUUGGCCAAUUCGUUGACAACUUCAGCUUUAGCUUGCUUAUAUAGAGCGGGUACUAGCUGUUUGCUGAAAUGGGUGCGAGAGGGCGAAGUUUGUAACGUGGCUCGAGCACUUUCUCGACGUGCUGAAACCUCCUAUUCUUCUCAACCACUGAGAAUGGGCGCGUUUCCGUGGCUAUGAACAUACCUAGCGCUCUAGUAGUUUCUUUGGCCCGGUCAGAAUCAGCUGCGAAGGGCUGUUUGAAUGCAGAGGGGAGACUACAGGGGGGGUUCCGUCUUGCUCCGGUGGUAGGAAUACUGAGGUGAUGUCGUUGCAGUGAUUGUAGAGUCUGCUGCUAAUAUGGGAGGUACAUUACAUUGUACAAGAUGUUCCAUAAAGAUCUAAAGAUACUAUAGAUCACCACCUUAGCUGCAAAUUGUUCAGUGUCCUAUGUUUAAUCUCUUUCCAAUGAGAGAGAGAGAGGGAGAGAAUAGGAAUGACUAAUAGAUGUAUAUUUAAAAAAAGAAUUACCCACUUUUUCUCCCCAAUUUCGUGGUAACCAAUUGGUAGUUACAGUCUUGUCCCAUCGGAGCCGUGCGUCCUCUGAAACACAACCCAACCGAGCCGCACUGCUUCUUGACACAAUGCCCGCUUAACCCGGAAGCCAGCCGCACCAAUGUGUCGGAGGAAACACCAAACACUGUACACCUGGCGACCGUGUCAGCGUGCACUGCACCCGGCCCGCCACAGGAGUCGCUAGUGCGCGAUGGGACAAGAACAUCCCUGCCGGCCAAACCCUCCCCUAACCUGGACGACGCUGGGCCAACUCGAACCAGGAUCAGUGCAGUGCCUUAGACCACUGCGCCACUCGGGAGGCGACUGAUAUUCUGUCAUUGCAUCUAUGUCUGUGUUUACACAGGCAGUAAAAUUCGGAUAUUUUGCCAAUCAUUUGUAUUUUGACCAAUCAAAUCAAAUUAAGGGCGAGGCCUGGCCAGACUAAUCCGUGGAGAAUGGACACAAAAUUACAACAGAUUGAUUUUGGUCUGUGCGCGUGUGGAGUGUGGCGUAAAAUGCUUGAGUGUGUGGGUAAUUGGCUAAACGGAUGGUUACGUAUCUGUCAGCCCGUCAAAAGUUAAACUCAUCUGAACUUUUGGUGCUUUCAAGACAACUGGUAGGUCAAAUCAUGACGUCAGUGAUCUUCAGGUCAGAAAGUCGGAGUUCUAGAAAGAUGCCCGAAUUUCCGACAUGGAAUUUCAAGUUGGAUGACCGUUCAAAAAGAAUUUACCCAGUCUGAGCUAGGUUUUUCCUGAGUUCCCAGUUGUUUUGAACGCAGCAUUUUUGUCUGUGAAAAUGGAUGAACAUUUUAUGGAUAUAGAUGCGUCAUCUCUGAUGACCGUCAACGUACGACUCCCAUUGAGAAUAUGGAUCAAAUCAACGGUCCAGUCUGGCCCCACUGCUUCUUGACACAAUGAUUCCAUUGACUACCCUAUCACUUAAUAUUUUAAUAUGUCUACAUUUUUUGAAAGAAUUUUGCAGAAUGAAGAAUUACUUCAUCUGAAUUUGACAUGGGAAAUGGUUCUAGGUAAUUCUCAAUGUCCACACCGGACGGUUUAUGAAAUGCUUCUGGCAAUGAUGGGGAAUGUUCCAUGGUCUCUCUGUAGUGGGCAUUUACAGCUGUCAGUGCUGUCAGGACCUGGUGUUGUAAAACUUGAAGGUUACUUUGACUCCCCAUCCAUCCACUAGAGACCUUUUUAAGUGUUUGAUCUCUUUCUCUAUUCAGAUCUCUUUAGUAGUCUCCCCCUUCAGUAUGUUUAAAUGCGCAAUGUUUUGGUCUUUGUGGAUAAACCGGUCUAAUCCAAUGGAACAGUGUGAGAAUCCUCUCCGCUUCCUCUGGGCUCGGUCUGUUUUUCUGCUGCUACACAACAGCCAGCGGAUAGACACCGCUGCCAUGAACACACACACAACCAGGAGUCAUAACCAUCUGCAUACACGAUGAAGGAGAAGGCCCUGAAAUCCAAUCAGAGGUGUCAGGUAGCUGUUGCCUUGGCAAUGCGGCUGUGACACGGCAGCAGAUCGCGGUUGGCAUGGAGGGAGGGAGAGACUGUGAGUAUGGGCUUUGAGAUAUCUCAGAAUAGGAGGGGAAUGCUGUGUCUUCUAGACUGCAGUCAACCAAUUAUUGGCAAAAUAUCCAAAUUUUCGAAGACUGAAUAUCAAUUAGUCAUUCCUAUUCUCAGUUAGGUUACCCCACCGAGUCUCCCUCUCCUUGCAAUGAGAUUAAACAUAGCUGCAAAUGGUGAAUGGUGUGAUCUAUAUUAUCUUUAGAUCUUUAAGGAACAUCUUGUACAAUGUAAUGUACCGCCCAUAUUAGCAGCAGGCUCUGCACUCACUGCACCGACUGCAGUGUUAUUAUCUAGGUACAUUUCAAGGGAUGUCAACACCACCGAUUCAGUUAGGACCUAUUCAAGGAACAGCCAGCCUGGCUGAAAAGGUACAGCAGCAACCACUUGGUAAGUGUAACAGAUGUCUGCUUUGUUUUUCUAGUCGUUCGAUGUUGUACAGUGUACAUAGAAAACAUCUGAGCCCACAUGACCUGUCCUGUACAUGAGAUGCUUUGUUUGCAGGCUGUCUAUAUACGUUCUUUGUUGAUAGUGGUGCAAAAAAUUGUUGUGAGCUUAUUGAUUCAUUAUGAGGUCAAUAAUGGGACAGGUACCGGUAUGGAUUUUUACAAUACAGUCUAUAACAAUAUUUUGAUACAGUGCUAAAUAAAAGUAAAAGUUCUACAAAUUGGACUACUUCACUGUCAGGUUUGUCCUAUUUUGGUUGAGUAUUAAACUAUCUGAACGGUGAAAGCAAAUUCAUGCUCUCUUCCUCCAUGUAGAAAUGUGACUGCAACCACAGCGCACAAGCACACACACCCAGGUACCGAGAGUCAGGACCGACAGCAGACUGUCAAACCAGCAGUGUUUCCUUGUCAUCGCUCACUUUGUGUCCUAUCAAUAGAUCACUAGAAGAUGCAUACUAUUCAUUCUAGCGGGAGAGGGCUCGGCUGACUUUUUUUCUGACUAGCGAAUUUAAAAGUAGCCUAGUUAAUUUAAGUGGGAAAAGUACCUGGCUGAAAAUGAUGCUGUAAUCGGCUGUAUAGCCAACAGCCAGCGCUAGUGGAAAACACUGCCAUCAGAAAUGAGAAAAAUAUUGUGAAAUGAUAUUUUAGCCAUAUUUCCCAGCCCCUCUGUAACCUACAUGUUACAUAAUGUAGUCUGGCUGGCACAGUUUGUAGUGGUACUGCUCCGUCACAGUGUGUCAGAGGUGUCAUGUAUGAUGAUACUUCAAUCUCCUCGCCUACUUCAAUAAGAUGACAGCUGUUGGAGUGCCUCUAUCUAAAAUGUCCCCCAACCCUUCUCUCUCUCUCUCUCUCUCCUGCAGAUCACAGAACUCCUGGACGAUGACAAAUUAGAGGCGUUUGAUGAGCUGCCCCAAGAUGGCGAGGACGGCCCCCCCCCCGCCUCCGAAUCCCCCCAACACAGUAACACCCAGGUCCAGGUCACCCCCUCUUCA
Molecule: messenger RNA, 15657 nt
Organism: Coregonus sp. 'balchen'
Lineage: Eukaryota; Metazoa; Chordata; Actinopteri; Salmoniformes; Salmonidae
Source: the annotation of a GenBank genome assembly